AUGAAAAGAAUAACAGAAAGUAAAGAAACAUUCCACACUGUUUCGCCUUUCCUUGUUGAAAAGGCCGUCGUUAGUACACUUGGUGAAGUUUCUUCUAUUCGCAAACUUCGUUCUGGAGACUUGUUGAUUGAAGUAAACUCCCGACUACAAGCACAACAGAUUCUCAAGUUGAAAGCUUUGGCAACUAUUCCUGUAUCCGUUACCGCUCACACAUCUUUAAAUACCUCUAAAGGUGUGAUAACUUGUGGGGAGUUACUUAAUACUUCCAAUGAAGAUAUUAUAAAAGAAUUCAAAUCUGAAGGAGUAAUUCAUGUACGCCGCAUCUCAAUUCGGCGAGACGGACAACUCCUUCCCACAAAGCAUCUUGUUCUCACCUUUCAAACACCAACAUUGCCAGAAAAGAUUUUAACUGAGAAAGAAACCCCUGAUUCCCUUGAAAAACAAACCCCUGUUAAAUCAUCUGAUUCGGAUACUGAACCAUCUACAAACAGUGCUCCAGAAACUCAUGAAACCAGAAAACGGAAACCAAAACCCCAACGUUCUCUAAAGCUAAAACUUUCCAAACGCGGUCUUUCGCAAGAAAUGAUAUCAGAGAAACUGAAAUCAAAAUUGAAAUCUAAAACCCAAAAUUCUGUAGCUCUAGAACUUGCAAAGCAGGGCAUAGCCCACAAAGAUUUAAUAUCUGUUUUCGGUAACCCGCCCAAAACUCCAGAUCUCAUCACCCUCCAUCCAUCUGAAGGGGAUGAGGAUUUUGAAAUGAGUUGCGAUGUUUCGGCAACUCAAACUAUUGUUUCCAAGCAUGCUCAACUUGCAAAACUCUCGAUUUGGACUGAGCAGAAGUACCCUAAACAAUGGAGCGAAGCUACUGUAAUUCCAAUUCUAAAGCCUGGGAAAGAUCCAUCAAGCCCUUUACACUACAGACCAAUUGCUCUUACCAACUGUCUUUGCAAGACUUUUGAACGCAUGGUUAAUGCUCGUCUAAUCUACGAAUUGGAGAAACAAGGCUGCAUCUCCCAGUUGCAGAGCGGUUUCCGCAAAGGAAGAUCGACUUUUGAUAAUCUGAUUUUGCUGGAAACCCAAAUUCGCAAUGCAAGGAGAAACCACCUUGUGUCCAUAUUCUUUGAUAUUGAGAGGGCUUAUGAGCAGUUGUAUAUGUGA
Molecule: messenger RNA, 1158 nt
Organism: Argiope bruennichi
Lineage: Eukaryota; Metazoa; Arthropoda; Arachnida; Araneae; Araneidae
Exons: 4
Coding region: 1-1158 (385 amino acids)
Source: RefSeq, a predicted model, not a curated record